GACUCUUAGAUCGUCAAAGGCAUCACCACUUUAACAAUUUCAAUUUUCCUUCUCUCUGUUUUUUAUUCCAUCAUGAUAGGCCUAUUCUCGACGGAUCUUCCUUUCUUCGCUUUCUUUUUAUUGAUAGCAAUGAUUGAGGAUGGAAUGAUGAGAUUAUAUUGAUAUAUGCAAAUGCAGCUGAUUUUGUUUUGUGAUUUUCUUAGGUACAUGGAUCCACCUACUGAUGAUAUCGAGCUUAAACCCGAGACACUUGAAGAAGAAAUAGAGGGUGGACCUUUGUUUCAUUGUGAGUUUUGUGAUGCUGACGUAGUUGAUAAAAUAGCUCAAUCAUUUCUCCCUGGUUUGGCUUCGGCAUGCAUUGACAACACGACCGGAGGUCUCUUUAAGACCCCUGCUAAUGUGGCUGUUGACAUCAGGAAAGAAAUGGUCGAUUACCUUGUCCAACGAAGUGAAAAUUUCGUGGCUGAAUCAGUUGUCCUGGAAGGUGUUGGGGAUGUGGAAGUAUCAGCAGACUCUUAUGAUAUUAUAUCAGAUUUUGUUGAUGAUUUUGUGCAUUCAAAAAGAAAUUUCUUCAGUCGAGUUUCAGGAUGGAUACUGAGUGAGAAAAGAGAAGAUUGGAUAGAUGAUCUUGUACAGGAGAUGGAAAUAAAUGGAUUUUGGUUGCUGAACCGGAGGAGCACGGUUGCACAAACGCUCUUGAAAAAUCUCGAUUUCAGAAACACAUAUCAUUGCAACAUGAAUUUCAAGUCCCCGGGAGACUUAGAAAAGCACAAGUUGAGCUGCGGUUUUAGGACAUUGUCCUGUAGUAAUGAGGGAUGUGAUUCUUCGUUUAGUGCGGCUAAGAUGGAGCAUCAUGAUUCUACCUGUGCUUUUAAAAUGCUUUCAUGUGAGCAGAAGUGCCCGGACAUCAUAAUGAGACGGGAGAUGGACAGACAUUGCAUCACUACAUGUCCAAUGAAGCUUGUCAAAUGCCCCUUUCAAUCAGUAGGAUGCCAAUCCACUGUUCCUCAACGUACGAUCGAGCAGCACAGAUCUGAUAAUCUCCCUAGCCAUCUGCUUUAUGUCCUCCAGGUUUCUCACAAGGGAGAAUCACUAGAAGCUCUAAAACAAAGGGUGCAAGAACUGGAAAAGAUAGCAUCUCCCGGACGAUUAGCAUCAGCUCGUGAUGCUAGAUCUCUGACUUAUGUGGUUAGGGAUCUUGAAGCAAAACUUGGUCCUAUAAAGGUGCAGACAGAGAAGAAAAGCGAUAAAGAUGUUAAAGAUUUGAUUGAUCUAAGGGAGGAUAAGACAGACAUAGAGGCUAAACAAGUCAGGUUUGAUGCUAAAAAGGAAUCAAUUGCUGAGACAUCCCUCACCCCCAAUGAAUCAUUCAAUUAGUAUCAAGAAUGGGUCACCUCGUGGGGAACAAGGGAAGUAGGGAAAAAAAAAAAGAAAUGUAAUAUAUAUAGAUAAAAACACCAUUUAAUUUAAAUUAUACAGAUACGAGUAUCAAGGCAGACCAAAGAGUAGCACAUGAGCUUUGAUUGUCA
Messenger RNA from Salvia hispanica, 1529 nucleotides. The record is from RefSeq and is a predicted model, not a curated record. Lineage: Eukaryota; Viridiplantae; Streptophyta; Magnoliopsida; Lamiales; Lamiaceae.